Molecule: messenger RNA, 2440 nt
Organism: Etheostoma spectabile (orangethroat darter)
Lineage: Eukaryota; Metazoa; Chordata; Actinopteri; Perciformes; Percidae
Product: SH2 domain-containing protein 1B
Exons: 5
Coding region: 232-699 (155 amino acids)
Biological process (GO): negative regulation of bone resorption; regulation of immune response; negative regulation of signal transduction
Cellular component (GO): cytosol
Source: RefSeq, a predicted model, not a curated record
GGAGAAGGAGCUCUGAAUGCAGAGCGAAGGAGGGACUGACUGAACGAGGGAGGGAUUGUUGUGAGGGACCCUCCAGACCUCAGACAACUAAAUCAGCAUCUUCACCCGGACACAUCUGUCGGCAGCUGUUUGACACCUCUGGGGGGGCGGGGGGGGUGCACCCAGCUAAUGAUGCUGUCCUGAGACGGGUGUGCUUUUGGUGUUUUUGGGUGACUGUUGCUCCUCGCUGCCAUGGCAGCAGCUCUGCCGGUGUUCUACCACGGCUCCAUCACCAGGACCGAGUGUGAGGAGCUGCUGGGGAAGAAGAACAAGGACGGAGCCUACCUGAUCCGGGACAGCGAGACCAUCCAGGGAGCCAUGUGUCUGUGUGUCUAUAAACAGAGGGUGGUGUAUACCUACAGACUGCUGCAGACACACAAUGGAAACUAUACUGUCAUGACAGCGGGAGGUGCUGAUGAGAUGUUUUUCAAGAAUUUGGACGAUCUGGUCCGUCACUAUAAAAGGAAGAACCGGGGUCUGGCCAUGCACCUUCGCCACUCUGUCAAAAGGAAGACGGCCAUGUUGAUCCAGUCCCAAAAACGUCCCGAUCCACCUGAUCCACCUGAGGAACAGGGGAGGCAGGAACCUGGACCCGAAGAAGAACAUGACUAUGAGAAUGCUCCUGACCUUUCAGAAUAUGUUGAAGUUUUGCCUUUUUGAACAACUUUGACACUUCAAACCCAUUCGGAGAGUGGAAAAGACAUUUUGUCUGAACUAUGGGUACGGUGGAAGAGUGCUCUUCAUCUGCUCGUGUUCCUGUGAUUAUGAGUGGAGAGGUUGGUCGCUCAGACCGAAGUAUCUCUCUAAAUAUAAGAUAACUGUUGGAUGGAUUACCAUGACAUCUGGUUCAGACUUUCAUGAUCCCCAGAGGAGGAACAGUAAUCCCUUUGUUGAUAAUUUACCUUUUCAUCCAUUUACAUUAUCUACUCUGAUUUUGCUUAUCAUACAUGUUUUGAAUGUAUGCGAAUGGCCUGUGAUAUAAGAUUGACGUCUUUUUAAAACACUGUCUUAAAACGACAACAUACUAGUUUGGAUGUAGCCCUUAAGCUGCACCUCAAAGAUCGGUUUUGUUUCGUUUGCCGUCACUUAUGGCCACAGUUGCAGGCGUGUUUCUGUGUUACCGUUCAGCUUGUGUUGAUUGUGGUGAAGCACCACUAACCCUCAGCGCUGCAGACCCUUGUCCUAGCGAUGAAUAAGAUCUUGUUUUUCUGCUGCUGCUUUGCGGCUCUACAUGCAUGUGGGAGCUAUUUUUUGAAGAUAAAGCUGAACAGCAUUAAUGUAACAUAUUUACACCUGGAGUUUGACACUCAGCCUUAAAGGUGCCCUGCCACACAAAACAGUUUUUACUUUUAAAUACUUUUUAAAUAGGUAAGGUCCAUAUAUUUGUGUGUUAUAUUGUGAACGAGAAGAUGAACUGCUACCUCCUCUGUCACCUCUAGGCAUUGGAAAGAAAUAGGAGGAGAAAUCAGGCCAAUCACAACAGCCGGUCAGUCUGACGUCAUGCUGCCUGAGCUCAUUAAUAUUCAUGAGCUCGCCCAGUUGCGCUGGGUAAAGGACGCUAACACCCAGGCUCUCAUUGGCAAGCUGUUAGCCAAUCAGAGUCUGAGUCUUCCUGCAGGCUUUCUAUAGGUAACCACAGUAACCAAGUUACAGUCCAUGGUAGACCUUACCUCUAAGUAAUGAAAUAAAUGUGGCAGGGCACCUCAGAGCUAUUCAACCAUCGUGUGAAAAGAAUCUAACAUCAGAUUAGAUGCAUGGCAUCAUCAUUUGCAUAUGAUGCACCUAAAAUGACAUGCAUGUGGAAACCAUUGACCUGAUAAAGGAAGCCCUUAACUUUUAUCUCAACAGAUCUGCCAUCCAGUCACCCAACUAAAAAACAGUUUCAGUAUUUCUCAGCACAGAUUCUCAGUUGUUUUAACUUAGAAACUAACGGCUUGUGGCUUCUGCGGUAACUGAGCUUAAACACAGAGGUCAUUGAACGUAUAGAUGAAUGUAGAAACCUAAAACUCACAGAAUAGUCACACAUUGGUUAUGGACUACCUAUGAAAAAGUUCUCAAACUUUUGCGUUCUGUUUGGUUUUUCUUCUUAUUGUGGCUUCUGCAUUUCCUUUUUCUACUUGUCAACAAAUUCCAUGAAAUGACCCUCAUCAUGUUAUCUUUCUCAAUCAUUUCUGACUUCCUGCCUGUGGCUGCAGUCGAGUGGCAGCUAAAUACCAGUUUUAAAAUCUUGGUGUAUGGCAGAGAUUAAUAUGAUAAAGAAAAUAUUUAUUGAAUACACAUGCAUUUGCACAUAAAAUAAAACAGAUUGGAACUCAGAUAUGCUGAUGAACGAGGGACUAAAAUCACAUUUUGUCAGCUUUAUGUCAGCAUGUACAUUUUUUCUAAAUACGCCUUCCUUCCU